Messenger RNA from Nematocida minor, 3015 nucleotides. Its product is annotated as structural maintenance of chromosomes protein 5. Gene Ontology annotation, biological process: double-strand break repair via homologous recombination. The record is from RefSeq and is a predicted model, not a curated record. Bases 1 to 3015 code for a protein of 1004 amino acids. Gene Ontology annotation, molecular function: ATP hydrolysis activity; ATP binding. Lineage: Eukaryota; Fungi; Microsporidia. The transcript has a single exon. Gene Ontology annotation, cellular component: Smc5-Smc6 complex.
AUGGGAAGCACUUUCUUGCACUCGCUCACUCUGACCAACUUCCAAAAAUACAAAAACAAAACAUUCACAUUCUCUCCGCAUGGAAACUUGAUAGCAGGACUGAAUGGCUCGGGCAAAAGCACAAUAGCUGCGGCAAUUGCGCUGACUCUGGGCGGAAACAACAAAACAAUAGGAAAAACGCUUGCAACACACGAGAUAAUAAAAUAUGGAGAGGCCAAGGCAGUUUCCGAAAUAGUCAUAAAAACAGAUAAGAGAGAAGAGCUGUCUGAAAUAGUAAAGAUAAACGGAAGAGCAAAGGAAAUAAACGUCGUAAUAACACGAAUAAUAACGGCACUUGGAUCAACGUAUAAAAUAAACAGCAUUCCCGCAUCGUUCAAUCAGGUCAAAGAAGUGACAGAAGCACUGAACAUACAAAUAAACAAUCUGGGACAGUUUUUGCCGCAGGACAGAGUAACAGAGUUUUCAGGGCUUGCAGAGGAAGAGCAGCUGGAAACCUCCUUGAGAACAUGCGAUCCAGAGAUGCUGAGAAAAAAGAAAGAGCUAGAAGAGAUUGAUGACAACCUGUCAAACUACAAACAGAAACUGCAAAUAGAGAUAGACCAGCAGAGCCAGCUGAAAGGAAAAAUAGCAGCACUUGAGGGAGAGAGCAAAAAGCUGAAAGAGUUUUUGGACCGGAAACAGCAGAUAAGUCUGCUCCAGUGCAAGAUCAAAUGGGUGGAGUAUGUCCUGCUGAAAGAGCAGUAUGACAAGCUAAAAGAAGAAGCUGAUAGGAAUAAAGAAGAGUACAGCAAAAGCCAGACAAAAGUGGACGAGCUGGAAAAACAGUAUGUAGAAGAAAAAGACAGACUGAGCAGAUCAAAAGAAGAGAAUGCAGAGAUAUUGGAUAUAGGAGAGCUCACAGAGCGCGUGAGAGAAAUAAAAGAGAACGAAGAAGAAGAGAAUAAGCUGGCGGACAGGAUAGAAACAAUUCAAAAGAGAAUAUCCAGAAUAGAGCAGGAAAAGUUUGAAAUAAAACAGUGGAAGGAAGAAAAAAAAACAGAAAAGCCAAAACCCAAAUUAACAGAACACCUGAAAGAGGAACUGAACAGGCUCGAAGAAGAGAACAGAGCGUGCAAAAUGCAGGACAGCUCGUGGCAAAUAGACUCCGCCAUGAAAUCAACAGAAAUAAAAAACAUCGAGAUGUCGAUCAAAAAAGAAGAAGAAAAAGAGACACGGCUGCUGGAGGCUUUAAAAAGCAUUCAUGCGGACACGUACACCACACUGAAGCUGAUGGAGUCCAGCGAGAAAAAGUGGGAAGUUGACCUGCCCGCCAUUCUAACGAUGAAAAUAGCCAAAGAAGAGUACAAGGAAGAGCUGAGCAGCCAGCUGAAUGUCCAUGCACUGACGUGUUUUGUGUGCCAUAGUAGAGAGUCAUUUCAGGAGUUUGUCCAUGAGUUUAAAGACAAAAGGAAUUUGGCCAUCAAUGUUGUAGAAAGACAAAACAGCACACAAACAGGCGGAAGUGCACACACACAGCGCCCACGAGAAGAAGCUCCACUUGAUGAGAAAUACGGCAUGGUGUAUCUGUCAGAGUGCAUAGACGCACCGCCGGCAGUUAAGGAAUUCUUGAACAUAUUUUCGAAACUCUCGUACAUUCCCGUUACGAAGAUAUCGCUCACAAAUGAGCACGAGUUCUUCAGCAAAUACAAAAAGAUCACAAGAAUUAUCUCGAACAAAAGAGUGAUUGAAAUCAAAAGGUCCUCGUACACAAAGGAUGAAACACUAUCUAUAUACCCUAUAUCAAAGGGAAUUGACAUUUUAACAAAGCCUCAGGACAGCACAUUGAAAAACAAACUAGAAGAGCUGAAGGCAGAAAGAGAGCAGAGAACACAAAAUAGACAAAAUGUGCUAAGAAAAAGAGAGGUGGUUGAGAAGAGAAUUAAAGAGCUGGCGCACCUCAAGGAAACAGAUCACCUGGAAAGCGAAAAGUACGAAAGAAGAAAAAGAGCAGCGCAGGCGUACGUAGAAAGAACAGAGGAAAUCGAAAAAGAAAGCAUAAGUCUAAAAGAAGAAGAAAAAAUGGUAAACACCGCACUGAAGAAGCUGAAAAAUGAGGGGAAAAUACCGUGGAAGAAGCUGCCGCUCAAUGAUUUGCUAAAAAAGAUCAGUGAGGUAGCUGAGAGAUCAAAACUAAUGCAAAAACAGUAUGAGCUGCUGGAAAGUAUGCAGCACACGCUACUUACAGAAAAACAGGGCCUAAAAGACCAGCAAGUUAAGAACAUACUGGCAGAGCACAAUAUGAACGAGCUAAAAAAACAAGCUAAACAGAAAAACGCUGAAGCGAAUGCUAUACACGAGAUGAAGCCUGAUAGCAGCGAGAUAAAAAUGAAGCUGAAAGAGAUGCCCACAUGCAUAAAAACGCUUACAGGCCUGCUAGCACAGGAGAAAGCCAGAGCAGAGCUGUCCAUUGUGAACUAUGCUGCAAUAGAUGACUACGAAGCCUGCAGACUCUUGCUCGAAAACCAAGAAAAAACACUGCGAAAGCAGGAGAAAGAAAAAGGAAAAUAUGAGUCUAUUAAAAAACAAAAAGAGGCCGAUCUUAAAUCAGAAAUUGACCUGCUGAUAGAAAAGAUAAACGAAAACGCAGACUGCCUAUUCAAAUCAGCUGGCAUCAAGGCUGAAGUGCUCGUGGAGUACGCAGAGUCACCGCGUAGAUGGAAACUAGUUCUAAAAGUGCAGUUUAGAACGGAAGGUAAGCUGGAAGUCUUAUCAGCAGGAAGACACAGCGGCGGAGAAAAAGCCGUUUCAAUCAUACUCUAUCUUCUAUCAAUGCAAAGACUCUCUGAAUCUCCUUUUCUUUUGGUGGAUGAGAUAAACCAGGGGAUGGAUGCAGGACACGAGAAAACUAUCCACAGCAUGUUGGUGGGAACCAAAGCAGCCAAUUCAAAACAAAUUAUUGUAAUUACUCCCAAGCUCAUUUCAGGCCUGGACUACGCACCAAGCACGAGAGUCCAUAUAAUCAUGGAGACAGCAUGA